Effrenium voratum is the source of this 490-nucleotide messenger RNA. The record is from the annotation of a GenBank genome assembly. NCBI's taxonomy places the organism in Eukaryota, Dinophyceae, Suessiales, Symbiodiniaceae.
ACUAGCCGUUCUGGCUGAUUUGCCUUCCUGGCUUGCCUCCUUGGUACUAAAGCGAUGGCAUCUCAGGGGGCCACCUUGCAGAACUACAACAACGAGCUGGUGAAGUCCAUCGAAGACUUGCGCGAGAAGAGGGAGGAGUUGAACCGCCAGAUCCUGAAGGAAGAGGAGGACAAGGCCAAGAUCCAGAAGGAGCUCUCCAUCCUCACGGAUCGCUUGCAGAAGGUGAACGAGAGCCUGGUGCGUAAGACGCAAGCCCGCAACGAGUAUGACAAGACGAUCCAGGAGACUGAGGCGGCGUACAUGAAGAUCCUCGAAUCCUCCCAGACGCUGCUCCAUGUGCUUAAGCGCGAGACGGUGAACCUCACGAAGAAGAAGCAGGGGUCAGACUGAGAGGCAGCAUCAGGCAGCCUUUUGAGGUCGCGGACCUCUGAGUGGGUCAAUUCGACGACUUGUACCUUUCAUUCUAAGGGUACCUUCCCCAUUCGUUCCA